Molecule: messenger RNA, 624 nt
Organism: Archocentrus centrarchus (flier cichlid)
Lineage: Eukaryota; Metazoa; Chordata; Actinopteri; Cichliformes; Cichlidae
Exons: 4
Coding region: 1-624 (207 amino acids)
Biological process (GO): cell surface receptor signaling pathway; immune response
Cellular component (GO): external side of plasma membrane
Molecular function (GO): transmembrane signaling receptor activity
Source: RefSeq, a predicted model, not a curated record
AUGAAGGCUGCAUCUGUUUCUCUGCUCCUUGGUGUGUGUGUGCUGCUGCUGUCUGCACUGAGUGUUUCUGCAGUCUCUCUGUCUGUCUGUCCAAACCUUCAGCAGUUCUUCAGAGGAUCUUCUUCAGUGUCUCUGAAUUGUGUUGAUGGAUGGACAGUGAAGAGGACCAGAGGAGGACACACUGAGGUCUGUGGAGCAGCGGGAGGUUUUGAGAGGGUUGAUGGUUCCUCCUGUCUUCUGGAUCUCUCCUUCUCCUCUAAUGGAAGUUACUUCUGUGUAAACCGUUCUGGACAGCAGAGCGAUGAAGUCUCCAUCAGUGUUUCAGAUGAUUCUCUGAUCCUGGAGAUCCCUGCACUUCCUGUGAGGACAGGAAGUGACGUCACCCUGCAUUGCAGACAAAAGGAUGUUGACACCGUGGCAGCUUAUUUCAGGUUUAAUGGAAGUAAUGUUGGAUCUGGACGUAAAUCAGAGCACACCAUCACUAACAUCCAGCAGUCUGAUGAAGGUCUCUACUCAUGUUCCACUGAUACAUUUGGAUCAUCUCCUCAGAGCUUUCUGAGGGUCAGAGGUCAGCACACUGAGAUCGCUUCCUGUUUAAGGACCAGCACUAAUCUGCUGACCUGA